Molecule: messenger RNA, 2658 nt
Organism: Zootermopsis nevadensis
Lineage: Eukaryota; Metazoa; Arthropoda; Insecta; Blattodea; Termopsidae
Product: UDP-glycosyltransferase UGT5
Molecular function (GO): UDP-glycosyltransferase activity
Source: RefSeq, a predicted model, not a curated record
UAAAAUACGACGAAGCUGAAUCUUACAUGGAGUGACAGUGCAUAAAUCCUGUCGAUAGAGUGCUAGCUAUCUUAAUCACAGCGAGAUAGUGUUGCCUCUCAUCUCAGAUACACUGUCCGCAAGAACAUGUAGAGUUCACGGAUCGCUGUCAAAGAUGCAGUACACAACCUUACUCAUAGUGACCUUGACGUCCUCGUGCCUGUCCAUAGUCUCAGGUGCCAGGAUUAUCGCCAUGUUUCCGUACAUUGGGAAGAGCCACUUUGACGUUUUCGAACCAUUUGUUAAGGAACUCGCUGCCAGGGGUCACCAAGUUGUGGUACUCAGUCACUUCCCACAGAAGCAGCCCAUAACUAAUUACACCGACAUAAGUCUUGUGGGCUCCAUUACCACCGAAGCAAGAGACAGGAUUGACCUAGGUAGAAUAUCAGGCACAGAGAUUUUGAAGACCGCAGUGAAAGAAAUUAGAGGAAUUUUUGAAUCUUGUGACCGAAUGUUAUCCUUUCAAAAGGUUCAGGAUUUGUUUCAGUCUCAAGAAACAUUUGAUCUCAUAAUAACUGAAACGUUUCUUGCGGAUUGCUUCCUGCCUUUGGUACACAAAUUCAAGGCGCCUCAUGUAGCAAUAAGUUCAAGUAUAAUGUUCCCAUGGUCAAAUGACCGUAUGGGGAACCCCGACAACCCGUCAUAUAUCCCCACUCAAGGAACAUAUUUUUCUGACAAAAUGAGUUUUAUUCAAAGGCUCAUAAAUGUGAUUGCGAAUACCGCACUCAAAUUUAUAUUCAGUGCUACUGAAAGCACAGUGAUCGCAGGCUACGUUCGGAAACACUUUGGCGACGACGUGCCGUCACCGUCAGAUAUCGCAAGGAACACGAGUCUGCUUCUCGUCAACACGCACUUCAGCCUCAACGGACCGCGGCCACUUGUUCCCGGGAUCGUAGAAGUCGGUGGACUUCACAUCAGGCCUCCCAAGAAGCUUCCGAAGGACUUGGAAGACUACCUUAAUGGAGCUGAACAUGGGGUUAUCUACUUCAGCAUGGGUUCCAUGAUCCGAGCAGAGACCCUUCCUGAGGAUAAGAGGGACGCAUUUCUGCAGGCGUUUUCAGAGCUACCACAGCGAGUCCUCUGGAAGUGGGAGGGAGACACGCUUCCAGGACAACCCAAGAACGUCAAGAUCGCAAAAUGGCUGCCACAGUUUGACAUUCUGAACCAUCCCAACGUGCGAGUGUUCGUGGGUCAUGGCGGUCUGCUGGGGUCGAUUGAAGCUGUGUACGCAGGUGUACCCAUGGUCGGUAUCCCCAUGUUUGGAGAUCAGCCCACGAACAUAAGAGCUAUCGUAAACUGCAAGAUGGGGGUGAAAAUAGAUUACAAUGAAAUCAGCAAAGAGAGUGUCCUAAAGGCUCUCCGAACUUUGUUGGAUCAACCCAGUUACAGGGAGAACGCAAAGCGGAUGUCUAAAAUCUACCUAGACAGACCGAUGUCCGCGAUGAAUACUGCCAUCUUCUGGACAGAGUACAUAAUCAGGCACAGAGGAGCACCACAUUUACGACCAGCAAUAUUAGACCUUGCCUGGUACCAGUAUCUGCUGCUUGAUAUUCUGGCAGCAUUCUUAGUUUCCAUUAUCACAAUCGUCUUCCUCAUUUACGUCAUAACAAAAAAACUCGCUAAAAUGUUCACGCUACAUCACAGAAAGAAGUCAAAACAGAGCUGAAAAAUGUACGUACCCCUGUGUAGAUAAUAUUACGUACAAAUUCCAUGGCUAGAUAAUAUUCACCAGACUCGAGGCGAGGCGUCCAAAACUAUAAAAUUGUGGGCUUUAAUUUUUACUCAGAGACCAAAUGGAACUUUUUAAAAGCGAUAGUAGGCCGAAGAACGUAGCUCAAAACUAGUUCAUGUUUUGUGGACCGUAUUUUUACAUCCUUACCUCAGAGACUUGUAUACAUACCGUUCACGCAAAUAAACACUGAAUUAUGAAUUUUGUAAACUUGUAUGUAGCAGGCACAAACAGAAUUCAAUUAAAUUUAUAUCAAGUUGUAUUCAUAGAUUCAAAAUAUGUUUGAAUAUAUAUUAUUUUCAACUUGUUUUUAUGAACAUUCCUCUUCAAUUAAAUCUUCAUACACCAAAUCCUUCAGUUCUUAUCGACUAAUUUCAUGAGAUGCCUGUCGAAUUACGUACAGCAUGUCACAACGCCUGUGCUAUCAAAAGACAAUAUAAAGAGAGGAAAUAUUUCCACAUUUCAAGAACAAUAGGAAUUUUAGAUUACUCGUCAUCUUAAUUUCGCGGUCGGUUUCAGUUCAGUUUAUUAAAUAACAGGUCAUUUUCAUUUAUAAAAUACUAACAACUAAAAUACGAUUGGAGUAGGCAUUUCAUUUGUUGAUAUCGAUCAAAUUUGAUGCGGUCAAUCUUUGGUACAUGUCUUGUAUGAAAAUUAUAAAAGAACGUAAAUAUGAAUAAAUGCGGACUUUCUGAACCAUGGAUACAUGUACCAUAAAACGUCAUAAGGUAUUAUGCGACACUGUCAGAUUUUUAAUGGUUUGAUUGAAAUAAACUAAUCUCUAUCUGAAUGUCCUGUCGUUUUAUAACACACGAUUACAUGUAGUUUGAGAUCAAAAAUUACGUCGCCUGUAAAAUGUUCUGGAAUAAUAAAUAUUAUUAUUGUUGUUA